Molecule: messenger RNA, 2969 nt
Organism: Varroa destructor (honeybee mite)
Lineage: Eukaryota; Metazoa; Arthropoda; Arachnida; Mesostigmata; Varroidae
Source: RefSeq, a predicted model, not a curated record
UUGUUUUGUUUUCGCAAAGCUUCCGAUAAUGAUUUCAGGUAGGAUUAUUGUGUUGUAACAACGAAGUAAUGCGAGUUUCAUAAGUAUAUUGUAUGUAAUCUAGUAGCAAACUUCGGAAAGCAGAGUAGACGAUUUUCUUUAGUGACUCCUGUAACUCAUCAGAAUGCAUAUGCAGAUGGACCCAAUUACGGGGCAACCCGGCGAUUAUGUGGUGCUAAACAUACCUCCAGAAGUCAUUCAAGCCGCAUUACAGCAGUCCGCUGCACAACUGGGUCUACAAGCAGGCGCACCCGGCUACGCUGCAGGGGCCCUACCCUUCGUAGUCAAUAACCAGACCCAUGGGUCUGGGCCCGUACCUUAUCCCUAUCAGCAAAUGUACAAUGUUCAUAGUUUGCCACAGCACGUUGCGCUGCAACCGCUGAUCCUGCAAGGUCAUGUUCCAAGCCCACCACAACAACUUAUGGGUCAAGCACAGCAGUCUCUGCCACAACUGCCCAUGUUCAAUCUUCAGGCGGUGCAGUCGGCGCAGCAGCAUGGUGCUCAACCUACGGGUCCUUAUGUACCAGCGCUCUACGGCCCUCAGUUCGACUCUGCUUCACUUCUUUCAUCGCCGCAACAAUCACCUUCGUCAACAUUUGGCAGUACGGCUUCGUCACAGGCUCCACAAGGACUGACGCCUCCGAACGCUUUUGUACAACCACAGUAUGUGUACAAUUUGCAACCCAUACAGCCUAACGUUCAAAAUUUUCCGUCGGGGCUGCCGAUUCACGCUGCCUUACAGCCAGCUGGUGUAGCGACUGGUAUUAUCCAGCCUCAGACGGCGUUUGGAAACCUUUCACGUUACCAGGCAGUGCUACAGCCCAUACCCCAAGCAGGGCUGCAAGCGAUAAAUCAAACAGGGCUACAAGCGCCAGGCCAAGUAAACCCACAGCCAAUACCGACAGCGCCUUACUUUUUCGGCCAUUAUAUAGCAGAACCAUGCCCAGGGUUUGGGUUCUCGCUGAUACCACAAGCUCUGCCUUGCAAAGCAUCUACUGAGGACAAUUUGCACGGAGGCCAUUCAACGACGCCAAAGGAUAACAGUGCCUCUCACCAAUCGCGUAUUUCCAUAGCUACCCCGUGCAAAAAUUGUAAAGAACCUCAUCACCAGUGAAAGCGGUGAAGUUCAAGCUUAAAAUCAACAUGAGCCGAGUGAUAUAAAAGAUCAUGAUGAACCGAAAUCAAAAUCCGUGCAUCGUCUGCAGGUGAAAAUUAAUCUACGAUACCAUUAUAGAUCUUCUAUGUGUUUUCUGUGUCGAUCAUGAAGAGAUCAAGAUUUUCCUGUAUCCAGGCCCAGGGAGCAAGACAAAAUGGACUGAAUGUCGUCGCAAGGCAACCGACACUGUUGGGAAUUCCCACGUUGAACUGAAGUAAACGAGUCGCUCUGAAGGACUGACAACGUCGAACCAUAGGACGUACGUCUGUGUAAACGACCAUUUCUGGAAGUUUCGGUAUCAAGUUCGUAUGUUAAACCUUAACCAUGGUGGGCAAUGCUGUUUCAUUCGGGCUGAAUUUUAGCAUAUAGCACAUAUGUUGUUUUACAAAGAUUGUAAGCACUCCUCUAAUACUUUGUGUCUUCUAUGCGAGUGCUUGCCUCUAGAUCUAUGAAUGUCCAACGUUUUUCCGCAGUGGAUUUUUCGAAAUCCCACCUUAGGAGCACGUCGAAACGAAAAAAAAUAUAUAUCAAACCUCGAACGAAUUCACUAUGUCAUUAUAAUAUAAAUAAGAAGUUAUAGUGAACGACUACUAAUUAAAGGAAGAACGUUACUUCACUUCAAAUUUCUAAACUGCCUCAUGUUAUGAGCGUGUUGAUCAUUUAGGUGCAUCGUCCCAUCCAUGAUCGUUCAUCUGCUCUGAACUCUAGAUGAUCUUUUGGUUAAGCAUAACAUAAAAUGGAUUAUUACACUUACCUUUGUUUUCCACUUUCUCUUUGCCUACCCUUCUCAUAACCGAGUGCCCUUUAUGUGCCAGUCAAUACAUUUUAAGGUUCGACUUUUAGACAUACGAACAGUUCCGUCUUGCUCCAUUGAUAUGUUUUGGUAUUUCGCGUACCUUUCAAUCUAAAAAAAUAUUGUAUUUUUUUAAAAAAAGUUCUGUAGAACCUGUUGCUAGUCUAGUCUUGGUGCGGAUGCUGAGCCUUAUUCCUCUGUGCAGCGAUGGUGAUAUCUCAAAUAGGAACGCAUUGAGUUUGAUUAUAGGUCGAUGCGUAUUGUUACAUUUAUUGUCCGUUUUCGUGAAAAUGCGAGAUAAUCAAGUCGGAUGGAAGCAGGUUUUAACUCCAGUAAAAUGCGGAGGAUAUGAUUUUAUGCGACUGUGGACAAUCUUUGGCAAAAUUUGAACUUUAGACAUUUAGACCUGCUAGCAUUUCCUUAUUCAAAUUUGAAUACCAAAUCUUUCAAGGUGUGUGAAUGUACAGAAGACAGGAACGGGUGUAAACAAUGUCGGCUCAGCCAAUCAUCUUAACUAAUAAAGCUAGGAAGUCUUUAUUUGGACAACAUUCUCCUGUCUCUCGUUUGCCACCUCAUUUAAAUCGAUACCCCUGUUACAUCAUUUGAGCUAGCUUGAUUCUAACUUUAUGCUACACAAGAUUAAAGACCCCUACCCAAAAAUGUAGUACGAUUCAUCGAUAAAACACAUGCUAUUCCUACGGUGGGGUACAUUGUUCUGAGCCUAUUUUGUAUUAUGAAAUCCACUAAAAGCUGCUUUUUCUUAGAUGUGAUUACCUUUCUUCCAGCGUUCCGUCCUCCUGUUAGAGCAUACAGUACAUAUGAGGAAUUGCGUCUAUAUAUAAAUCAUCGCCAUUUCGAGAACCUGCCAUGUUAUCGUCAGUAAUAGGUAUCCAAUCGUAGUGAGAUCUGUGUUGCUAGUCAUAGGAUAGAAGGGUGACUGGCCCUGCGUUCGCAACUAGCAUGACGCUCGUUAAGACAGCA